CAAAUGCUAGUAUCCCAACGUGCAGUACCGCAGUGGUUCAGCUUGGGAAAAGGAAACCCUCGCAAAACCUCCGGCGAUGGCCAUCUCCGCCCUCCGCCGCGCUCCCUGGGCGGCGGCGGCCGCGCGGGGCCUCCUGGGGUCCGGGCGCGUCCAUGGACCCCGUCCUUCGCAGACCCAUCUUCACCGCGCCGAGCGCUCCGCUCUUUUCUCUUCUUUCUCCUCCCCGCAGCCGGGCGCCGCCGCCGACGCCCACCUCUUCCGGGUCAUAAACUUCGAGAUCUCCUGCGCCCAGCAAGACUGCAAGAAGAGCGACUGGGCCAAGGAAUUAGGAGAAGGGUUCCCUUUUGAGAUCCAAGAUAAGGAGGGUGCCAGCAGGAUAAUUCUCACAAGGAGAGAUCAGAAGGAGCGCAUUGAAGUGGAAGUGUUUUUGCCGAGUCCUGUUGAUCCAGAGGAGCAAAAUGAAGAGUACCAGGCGGAAGAUGACAACCGCCCGAGUCGCGCUAACAGUGGUGUCUCAAAUCAGUACUGCAUCCCGCUGAUGGUGAAAAUCCACAAAGGGGUGGCUUCGUGGCUGGAGAUCAGUUGUAGUUCUUACCCUAACAAACUCGUCAUCGAGAGUUUGGCAUUUGGACCGAACAGCGCAUCUGUUGAUUCGUUAAAUGUUGAAGCUAAGAUAAGGAAUCUUCCUGAGAAACUUCAGAGGGCGUUCUAUUCUUACUUGAAAAGUAGGGGAAUUUCGACUGAUGUUGCCAACUUCUUGCAUGCAUACAUGAUAAAUAAAGAGUGCCAUGAGUACUUGUCUUGGCUGAGAAAACUCAAGGGUUUGAUUAAAAGUUAAAUGAAGUGCCACAGAAGUUCCUUAUUUUUACAUGGUUUUGGACAAGUUUCCUUUGCUCAGUUCUUGAGGACCUUUUCCAGUAGAAUUGUGUCGUCUGAGAUAACAAUUAGGAGGUGACGCUGCUUUAAAAUGUGCUGUUUGUAAUCAAGAUUAAUGUAUGUGAAUGUUGAUGUACCUUGCUGCAUCCUUUAUGGGUUUAUUUGGUUAACAAGACUAUGUCCUUGGAAUCUUACAAGAUUUCUUCCUUGAAUGUCAAAGCUUUCAUCGAUGCCA
Molecule: messenger RNA, 1111 nt
Organism: Phragmites australis (common reed)
Lineage: Eukaryota; Viridiplantae; Streptophyta; Magnoliopsida; Poales; Poaceae
Exons: 3
Coding region: 77-838 (253 amino acids)
Cellular component (GO): mitochondrial matrix
Source: RefSeq, a predicted model, not a curated record